GACAGUCGACUUUCUUCCCAAGUGGAGAGAUCUGCUUUCAAACUGAAACCUGUCCAAGUUACAAUAAAAAUAAGGAUGAAGUUGGUGGUCAUGGUGACUCAGGUGGUGUUGGUGAAGAGUGGAGGGUAUCUAGGGAGGCAAGAUUUAGACACGACAGAGGUGAACGUGAGAAGAGGUCACUGAAGACAACAGGAGAGGUAAGAUUAAGGAGGGAAGAGUGGAGGCCAGCUGAGAUGGAAGGAGGAGGAGAGAGGAGGUGGGCUUGGACGGCAACAACAGGGACAGAGCAGGCAGACACCAUGACAGGUGCAAUGCCAGCUGAUGUAAAGGCUUUAGUGUCUUAUAACUGUGACUCAGAAGAGAGCAGAGAAGUGGUUGAGGAAGGACUGGAUGCCUCAGAUGUCCCAGCUGACGGAGUGCGGAGUACUGAGGAGCGAGCAAACAUUGACAGCAACAGCCUCUUUCACCGCCCUCCUGUUGAGUCAUCCCAUCAACGAGCUCCAGCAGAACGACCCCUCUCCCCAGCCUGUGUACAUACCAACGCACUCCUGACCCCUAAUAAACUCAGUGAUCUCUCCCUGAAGUUAAAACAUACCAGACGCACCUCAAACAUCCUGUCUAUACCACUGCAAAAUGCUCAACAGGGAGUGCCAUCCAGCAGCUGCAGAGAGAAGCAACCAUGGUUUGCUGCGCACGCCGAUAGAACAGAUUUAUCACUACCUCUCACUACUCCCAUCACACAGAAUAUAUGUGAAAUACAAGCUGAGCCCCUUAACACAUUAUCUGAAAGCCAAGCUUACGCUAUUUUACACAACCAUCCAGAGGUCAAAGCCAAAAUGUCUGUUUUACCUCAAGAGGAGACUGCAGAUUCUUCUCUCAGCUACAUCAUGGACCCCAUCAGCCUCUCCUUGCUUCAAGUGGACCAACAGGCCGCCACAGCCUCAUUCCUACGAGGGGAACAGAGCAACACCUCGCUCUGUCCACUAGAGAAUGAAAGGGGAGAAGAUGACAGAAAGGAAGUGGAAAAAGAGCUUCUCACAUGUGCGGAGAUGGCGGGGAAAGUUGUGGUGGAUGUGGACGAAGAAUUUCGUCUGUCUCUUUUGGAGCUGCCACAAGCAAAGACAGUCUGCCCUCCCACCUCUGACACCAUGACAGCUACAAAUCACACUGAGCGAAGAAAAGACAUGUGUUGUGCCACAUAUGACCAUUGUGGAAUAGGUAUGAUGAAGCCUGCUGUCCCUGAGGUUAUGCUGGUUUCUCUCCAGGACCAAGUGAACAACCAGAAGCCCCAAACUGCAUCCCCACUUAAACCCUCUACAUGUGCUUCUAUGCAAACUUCUAUCAUGCAAUCCAUCUCAUCCUCUGUCCAGCAGUCUGGGAACACUGGUUCACCCAGCUCACACAAUUUUACGACAAAUGGUGCCACCCACAUGCCACCAGAAUAUGCACACCAUAUUCCAAACAAACUUGCUUUUUCCAUUUCAACACCAAAAUCACAAAGUGCUUUGGGCCAGUUGAAUACAGUGCCAAAGCAGUGUCAUUCAAACCAUCACAACAACUCAAACAUCUCACGCCAACCAAACGGUCCUAUAGAAUCAAAUAGUCAAGAGAGCACCAGCAAUCAGCAAAUUACACCCAUAAUCUACCUGUCUAUGCUGGAAGACUUGGAUCACGGCCAGUGGCGUGUUGUCCAGGCCCAUUGGGAGCAGCUUGAAGAGAUGGAAGCUUUAUGGCGUAAAGAGGGGACGCUUCUGUGCCAGCAACCUGAUAUGGCAUUUGGGGAUUAUGUCCACAAGCUGGAGGAUAUCAUGGAGAGAAAGGCUCGGUGUGUCCACAGCAUGAUAGCUCAGCUGCAGCCAUAUCUCGAGCCCAGUCAAUCUAACCGACCACACAACCACGAAGAAAACAAUCAUGAUCCAAUUACUUGAAUUAACUAAGUUAAUAAGCAAGAAGCAGGAAUAUUUGCAUUUUUAAGUGCAGCCUAUACAGUACACUGAAGAAAUUGCAGUUACGCAAAGCUGUGCUGUUUAUGGGUGCACAAUAAGUUUUUCACUGGCAACCCUAAACACAGUGUGAGUCAAUAUUUCUUUUAUUUUAUAAUUUUUUAUACAUUUAUUUUAUAAAUGUUGACGUGGUGUAAGCUUUAAGAGUUCACAGCUCAUUGGACAAAUAUCACUUGACGUGUGUGACAUCAAGAGAUAUGUUACAAGAGAUGUUUUCCCAGUCAAUUAUAUACCAUCAUUAUAUACAAUAAUUUAUAUAUAUAGAUAUAUAUGUUCAUCCGAUUGAUGUGUGUUUGUUUCUUUGUGGGUUGUUUUUUCCUCUUAGAUCCUUAGUGCUGUAUGUUAUUUCAGAUGAGUAUAGUAUAUUAUGCAAUUCUUAAUUAGUUCUUUCAAUCAUGAUUUAUUAAGUUCACCUUAAAAUGGAGAUGUGUUACACUACUGUGGAAACUUGAAUGACUGGUAUUUAGAAAUGAAGUUAUUAACAUAAUAGCUGCUAUUUAUGUGCUGUAUCUUUUCAUUUAACCUAAUCCAGCAGGGCUGUACUUUUGCAAACCAAGUCUUGGGCCAGGAGUUUCUCCUAGACUGAUAAUAAUUUCUCAGCUUUGGUCUUGCUUGUUCUUUUCUUCUUAAAAACUGCUAACCUUGAGUGUUUUCAUGAAAAUCACAGCACAUGAUCAUUUUGAGACAUAUUGGACUUGAUCAGGGCUUUCAGUUUCCCUGGUUUGAGUUUUAUCUUAAUCUGUGUUUUACCUGCAACCCCACAGACUUUGUCAGUACUGAAGACCAGUUCAGCCUGAUUAGGGCUGGUCUUCUGUUUAGCUAUGGGCUUUACUAAAACUCUGACUCUAGAAUGAUGUUAGACUGAACCAAAGAUGCAUAAUAUUUUUUUAUAACUUGAGCUGUUUACUUGGCAGAUGACAAACUCUUUUCUAAUGCUAGUCUAUUUUUUUUGGUAAAAAUUGCACUUAAUUGUUUUUUGUUUUCUAAAGCAAUGAGGCUAUUUGGUGUAUUUUUGGUUUUCAGUUAGUGUCAUUGAAGCUAAUUAUCUUUUAAAAACACAGUUCUAAGGAUUUAAUGUUGAAUUAAAUUUGCUUGAUGAUCAGA
This is a messenger RNA of Sebastes umbrosus (honeycomb rockfish), 3107 nucleotides long. RefSeq lists its product as uncharacterized. The transcript has 4 exons. Bases 234 to 1928 code for a protein of 564 amino acids. Lineage: Eukaryota; Metazoa; Chordata; Actinopteri; Perciformes; Sebastidae. The record is from RefSeq and is a predicted model, not a curated record.